AUACAAAAUAUCCUCUGAAACUUAUGUACAAUAAUCCCAAUUUACUCCAUUUUACCUAUGAUUUUCUACCGCAACUUAUCCCUCAUUGUUCAAAAAUUAAACCUUAUACCCAUUGCAAUUCCUUUAUACCCUGCGUUUUGUUUUGAAAAAAAAUUGUACAAUAACAAUGACGCAGUGUUGUUUAUUCAAAAACAUCACGCGAAAAAAAGCAAAAUUUAAACCUUGAUCACGAAAUCUGAACAAGAAAUGACAAACCAACGAGUAGUUGGUGAAUUAGACGAGAUAGUUUUAAACAUAUUUCAUUUUCUCGAUGGAAACGAGGUGUUAAAAUGCAGCCUAGUUUGCAAACGUUGGCAUAGGAUUGCUAACGAUAACAGUUUAUGGCAAAACUUGGUUUUAAAUCGCUGGCCUUCGCAAAGAGCUGUACUUGGACAGGUUUCGACACUUGCCUUGCACUGGCAAAAGCUUUACAGGUACUUUUGGGAUGGAAUUUGUGAGAAAAACGUUUGAAAUAAUAGCAUUAAACUGGUUGAAAUAUAUUUAUUUUACGACUAAUAUUUUAAUAUUAGGUCUAAAUUAGCGUGACGAAAGUUGCAAUUAGCGGAGGAUUUAAGAGAUUCAUGCUGUUCUCCAAGUGAUGUCCACACCAGACAAGUAGAAAACUACUUGAUCAUGGUGGGAUUUGUACUCAGGUAGAUUAUAUAUAUUGGAUGAUGUUCUCCUAGUAAUGUCCACACCAGACAAGUAGAAAACUACUUGAUCAUGGUGGGAUUUGUACUCAGGUAGAUUAUAUAUAUUGGAUGAUGUUCUCAAAGUGAUGUCCACACCAGGCAAGUAGAAAACUACUUAAUCAUGGUGGAAUUUGUACUCAGGUAGAUAAUAUAUAUUGAAUGAUGUUCUCCAAGCGAUGUCCAAAUCAGACUGAAGUGAUAUUAUAAUUGUACAAUUACAAUAUAUAUAUUGAAUGAACUAUGCCCUGGUAACGACAGCCCCUUCGACACUAAACGACCAUCGGACCAUGGUCAAAUUUACCAUUAAAUUGAAUGUUUUAUAGGUACUUACUCGGAAUCGGAAACUACUCUCCAGAUGACAUGAAGUAUUUUAUAAUCUGUAAACUUGGCGAGAGCUUUCUAGAUUCGGACGAACUCCAGCGAGCCGUAUUUAACGCCAUGGAAGACGUCAACUUGCGGUGGGAAAAGCCACGCUUGUAUGAACUCGAGGAAACUAGCCCGCGAUUCUUUAACAGCAACAUGGAACUGUACUACGACACUCACGACCUAAAAUGGGUGUUCGUAGAUAGACGCAGGGAAUAUGUCGACGACUCUUUUACGAUUCGUUUAAACCAAGACCGCAUGACGAGCCGACAGAUGAGGUUCAUCAGGCCGUACCAAGUUAUGGCGAGUUGCGUUAUGAUGUACAGAUGGUUGACACUGUUCAAAUAUAUGUUCAUGGAGGACGUAGGGCUAGCCUUCUACCGAAUUUGGCGAUUCCGGUUAAAACAUUCCGAAACUGGUUCCAUCUUCGAAACUUACGAUUGGAAAGCGGCAAUGUCGUCGACAUUUUCCCACGGUUGUCCUAUUUCUAUAAAAUUCCGAGACGACGGCUUGACUGUACUUAAUAUGCUCUCGAGCCCAUUUUUUGUAACCCACCCAUUGGGAAAUACAUAUAAGAUAUCCUACGAGAUUCCUUUCCCGGUUUAUUCUGAAUCCGUGUUUUCGUCCGAGAAUGUUUCCCGAAGCUCAAGCAUCGAGACUUUGGAUAACAUCAAGUCCGAACCCAAGGCCACGGAAUUCUUGCCCGCUUUGAAGGCGGGCGAGUUUUCAAUUUCACCUGUUCUCGCACUAAAAGCGGGGGAGUAUUCGGCUAUGCCAACGGUCGCAUCCAAAGGGAUAACCCAGAGUUUCAGUUCGGACACGUUAAGCAGCUACAGCGGCAAGUCCGGUAACGACGAAGACCAAGAGAGCGAGGACAACGGGGACGAUUGCGGUUAUUUUUGCAACUGUGAAUAUUUUAUCCAUCGUAGUUCAUGGGAAUACGAGGAGCAACAAAUGACCCAGGCGGAAGUUGCAACAAAAUGGGAAGCCAUAAUCGACCAUCCGCAGCCGACGUUCGAGUUGGUGUUCGACUCUUACGAGGAGAAAUGGUUGUUCUUUUGCUGCGACCCCAAGAACCUUAAAUGCCCAGAAAAAUUAAACAGACAGGUUAUCGAGAAAAGUUUAGAGUCCGCUAAGAGCAUCCGAGAUGACCCUGAUGAGAAUGAAAUUGCCAGGUCGGCACUAGAAAUUGCAGACUCAGCACAAGAAAAUGCUGACUCGGCACCUACGAUUGCCGAUGCAGCAUCUACAAGCACAUGUAUUGUUACAAAUGAUACUAGUAUCCUCGAUUGCAUAGGUGCGGCCAUUGCAAGCAUGCCAGGGACAAGCGCCGAAGCGGAGCAGACCAAUUUGAGUUUGGGCCAAGAGGCGAUGCCAUCGAGUUUAACUCUAUAUCGAUUGAUUUGCUUGUUCGACUUGGCGUCGCCUCAGUACAAGAGUUCAGAAGAAUGUUGUGUCUGGUCAGUGUGCUUACAGCAUCGCUUGUCAAGAGGAAUUGUACAGCUUAAAGAUCUGAAUGGUACAUAUUAGCAUAUUUUUACCUUUGGGUGUAAAGUAUCACUUUAGAAUACUACCAACACUGGACCACCACGUUUGAGAUAUCUUUCUCAGGUAGUUCAGACACAAACCACAACAGCUUAUUGUAGAAUACUACCUAUACCAAGUUUGAGAUCUCUUUUUCAGGUAGUUCAGACACAAACCACAACAGCUUAUUGUAGAAUACUACCUACACUGGACCACCACGUUUGAGAUAUCUUUUUCAGGUAGUUCACACACAAACCACGACAGCUUAUUGUAGAAUACUACCUACAUUGGACCACCACGUUUGAGAUAUCUUUUUCAGGUAGUUCAGACACAAACCAGGACAGCUUAUUGUAGAAUACUACCUACACUGGACCACCACGUUUGAGAUAUCUUCUUCAGGUAGUUCAGACACAAACCACGACAGCUUAUUGUAGAAUACUACCUACAUUGGACCACCACGUUUGAGAUAUCUUUUUCAGGUAGUUCAGACACAAACCAGGACAGCUUAUUGUAGAAUACUACCUACACUGGACCACCACGUUUGAGAUAUCUUUUUCAGGUAGUUCAGACACAAACCACGACAGCUUAUUGUAGAAUACUACCUACACUGGACCACCACGUUUGAGAUAUCUUUUUCAAGUAGUUUAGACACAAACCACGACAGCUUAUUGUAGAAUACUACCUACACUGGACCACCACGUUUGAGAUAUCUUUUUCAAGUAGUUUAGACACAAACCACGACAGCUUAUUGUAGAAUACUAUCUACACUGGACCGCCACGUUUGAGAUAUCUUUUUCAAGUAGUUCAGACACAAACCACGACAGCUUAUUGUAGAAUACUACGUACCUACACUGGACCACCACAUUUGAGAUAUCUUUUUCAAGUAGUUCACACACAAAGCACGACAGCUUAUUGUAUACUACCUACACUGGACCACCAAGUUUAGGGCGAUUUUGUGAUUUCUUUCAAUUUCUUCCAGGCUGGUUACGUGUGUUCGCGACGUUAAACAGAGAACUACGACUGUAUUGUAGCGACCUUACCGUCAUGUCUUUAAACCAAAACAUUGGAUUCCUAGACGACAAGAAUCUCAGCUGCAGUUCUAAGACCAAACCAGAGGGCCUCUCUUCGACUUCGAGUGACAACCAAAGCGAAGUCUCCUCGGACGGUUCUUCCGAAGACGAGUUUGGAAACCCUUUGGAAAAGUUUAAGAAAGACACGUGUGCUUUAUUACAGCUUUUGGUGAACCAGAAAUUUGCCCAUCCUUAUGGCACCGUGGCCGGCGCUGUAGCUUGAGUAACAACGAGACAUGAGCCCCUACAGACGACUAGCAACUCUUCUUUGACAAGUUUAUCUUCUCGUGUGUACAGUCAGCAAGUUUUCCUUGAGAAGUUGUGUUGUUCUUGUGCAUGCAGGGAAUGUUGUUCAAGUGCCUAUGACACGAAAUUUCACCCCAAAUGUUUAUGAUUGCAUUGUAAAGAUCACUUAAAAUGACUUAAUAAUUUCUUUUGUAGAAUUUUGGUAACAUGCUUCCUUUGUAAGAUAUUCAACUUUGUUCCAUAUGCGAAUAUCACCGGUGUGACAUAUCACAUCGCAUAAUGACAUUUUGAUAACGCAAUAUUUUACCUUUAUAAAAUAUUUUUACAAACAAAUACAGAGGGUUAAUUACCAGUUAUGAAAUUAAUACAUAUACAAGGGCAAUUUUUAAGUUUUUUAGAUACGUAUUUGUCAAGAAACUAUACUUUUCUGAAAACUCAUUAUGUGAUGUGAUGUCACACCGGCGAUAUUUGCAUAUGAAACAAAGUUGAAUAUCCUGAAAAGUGAGCAAGUUACCAAAAUUCUAUAAACGAAAUUAUUAAGUCAUUUUAAUUAAAUGAUCUUUACAAUGCAACCAUAAACCUUUGGGGUGAAAUUUCGUGUCAUGGGCACUUUAAGGUUACUUCACAUGAUGAACGUGCGUUUUAGUCUAUUGAACAUGGCGCAACGAAUUUUAGAUGUAGCUUUACCGAAUUUUUAGUGAAGAAAGUCAAGAAAAUGCUGAUUUCGAAAAUCUUCAUUUGAUGGGUGUUCUGUUUAAACAUGUUCAGUAUUGGCUGACUAAAGAAAUAUAUAGGUAUCCCAUAAAAAAUCAAAAUAUGUUUAUAGUUUACCUCAACGUUUGUCUACAUAUCUCGAUUUGAAUCUUCAAGGGUGCGGUUAAAAAAAAGUGUGCGGAAAAUUUCUCUUCUUCGAUGGUUUUUCUGAUAUGACGUUUUCUUUGACAACUUCGUGCAUAUCAGUGACAAAUCCAAAAAUCAGGGCACAUCAGAAAAAAACACUAAAGAAGAGAAAUUUUCCACACACGUUUUUUUUUACCGUUCCCAUGAAGAUUCGAAUUGCGAUAUCUAGACAAACGUUGAGGUAAACUAUAAACAUAUUUUGAUCUUUUUAUGAAGGUACCUAUAUAUUUCUUCAGUCAGCCAAUACUGAAAAUGUUUUAACUGAACACCCAUCAAAUGAAGAUUUUCGAAAUCAGCAUUUUCUUGGCUUUCUUCACUGAAAAUGUGGUAAAGUUACACCUAAAAUUCGUUGCGCAAUGUCCAAUAGACUAAAACGCACGUUCAUCGUGUGAAGUAACCUUAAUUUUAAACAUCUCACGACGAACAAAUCUUCUUUGUCCAAAAGCUCGCAUGUCUAGCUUUGAAACAAGGCUCCUUUGCAAGUAAAAAUUGUCCAUUUUUUGCCUUAAACAUGAGCGAAUAAAACUUGUCAAGGCAAGGAAAUCUUAUCUUGAGAGCGCUUAUUGUCGAUUUCAGGUAACUUUUCAACACGCUGUUCCCAAGUUCGUUGCGAACUUGCCAAUUACGUUGUCAAGUUCGGAAGUUGGGCGUGAACGUCGCAACGGAAGUUCGCAAGUUCAUUUCAAAGUUAGUCGAACUUUGAUUGUAAAGAAAUGUUCAUAGUUGGAUUUGAAAUUACUGUAUAAGGCCCUAUGCACAUAUUACUGCAGUAAAAUAUUGGUCCAGUGGUCUCCCAAGACGAAAAAUGCCUUUUAAAAUAAAUUUAUAGAUGAAAGUUUUACAUUUGUUUACAAUCGAAGUUCGAACUUUGAAAUGAACUUACGAACUUCGCUGCGAAGUUCCCGCCCAACUUCCGAAUUUGGAAACGUAAUAAAAACAAUAUACAGUUUGUAUCAAAUAAUAUUUAAAAUAAAAUGUAUAUCCAAUUUAAUUUGACGUGUGCCAUUGGUAUAUAAAUUGAUGGUUGACGAAUGAUGUAUAACAAUGAUUAUUUUCGCAAAUUUAUGCCAACGAGUGUAAAUAAAUAUAUCGAUUGAUAAACAGACAAACAAGCAAUAUAAAUUAAACUAAAAAUCUUGUCAAAAAUCUAUUUAAUAAGAUUAAACUAAAUAAUGUGUCAAUGAUACUGGUUUCGCGUUUGUUGGUCGUUUAAAAACGGUCUUAAAUUAAGCUUUUUUACAUAUGACUGUCCACGUAUAUAGCGCUAUUAAGGUCUUAAAUAAAACGAGUUGAAAUAAUACAAUACCCUUCUACAAGCUACAAACUAGAUAUGUCCUAUCAAGACGUGCAAUUGCACGACUUGGUACCGUACAGUUUCAAGUUUUAACACAAACUGUUGAGAACCCAUGGUCCUGUUCUACACACGGAAAAAUCUCACAUCUUGUAGCAGAUCUGCCAACAAGUUGUGUUCGCACUGCUUGUCCCAAGUUGUCGACAAGUUUCGAACAAGCUGUUAACAACUUGUAACAACCUUGUUGAUAUUAUCAGACUUGUUGCAAGGUUGUUCCAACAAGUCCGAUACAGUCAUGAUAUAACAAUAUUGUUACAACCUUGUGUCGUCAACUUUGUUACAUUCUUGUUAUAUCAUGAUUGUAUCAGACUUGUUAGGGGCGGACCAUUAGAAAUCCCGGGAGGUGUGAAAAUUCCCCCAAAAAAAUUCGUGCAAAGAAAAAUGCCUGGAAAAAAAUUCGCGCAGCCAUUACGUCAGAGAAAAAAAAUCGUGCAAGCAAACAACAAAUAGUCUUGAAAAAAAUUCUUGCAGAGGUUAAAUGCAUAAAAAAAAUCCUACAGAGACAUUACUUUCUAAUGGCCCGCCCCUUAGAGCAACCUUGUAACAAGUCUGAUAAUGCCAUCAAGCUUGUUACAAGUUGUUAACAGCUUGUUCCAAACUUGUUCCAACAACUGGGAAGAAGCAGUGCAAACACAACUUGUCGACAGCUUGUGAACAGAUUUGUAACAACUUGUUUGCAGACCUGUAACAACUUGUGCGUUUUUACAUGUGUUCACGCGUAAAAACGCACAAGUUGUAAGAAACCUGCAGCAGACUUGUAGGAAUGCUGUUCCAACAACUUGCCAACAGGAUGUGUUCGCACUGCUUGUUCUCAGCUUGUUGACAAGUUGUCAACGCCUUGUUGGCAACUUGCUACAAGGUUGUCGAGCUCAACAGACUUAUUACAAGUUGUUCAACAACUUGUCAUCGUCCUGCAAUUCAACAAUUUAUCAACAAAUUGCGAGUGACAACCUUGUAGCAACUUGAUAAAUUAACAACAUUUUUACAACUUGUUGACAAGCUCGCUACAAGCCUGUUGCGAACACAUCUUGUUGACAAGUCUAUACAUCUUGCCUCUAUACUAACCAAUCUUGGCAGAAAAUGUUUAAUCACAUGUGAUUCUCUUUAAUCAUACUGGUAUCAAAAUCCCACAUCCAGGAACUGUUGUCAUACUCACAGAUAAAAACUGUCUACUCGCAUGUGAAAUUUCAGAUAUUCAAGUUUCACGCGAGGCAAUCCUGAAUAUCAGAUAUUUGUGGUUCCGUACCAUUCCCAUAGAAACAAGACCAAUGUCUAACAAUCUUAUACUUUACCGAUCCUUUCUUCGACUUUUUUCUUCUCGUAAUAUUUUUUCAUCCUUCGUACCAUCUCUACCGAUUGACUCGCCAGGUAACUCUUCUUCAUUCCCCGAGGAGCUGAACCGCGGAAUUUGACGCGAUAUAUGAAGGUCACUUUGGAACUUGUCAUGCCAUCGCCCACUGGACGAAUUAUGAUACCAGAGAGUUGGUCAUCCGCCCUGGAGUA
Messenger RNA from Paramuricea clavata, 7688 nucleotides. NCBI's taxonomy places the organism in Eukaryota, Metazoa, Cnidaria, Anthozoa, Malacalcyonacea, Plexauridae. The record is from the annotation of a GenBank genome assembly.